Molecule: messenger RNA, 9483 nt
Organism: Drosophila mauritiana
Lineage: Eukaryota; Metazoa; Arthropoda; Insecta; Diptera; Drosophilidae
Gene: east
Source: RefSeq, a predicted model, not a curated record
UCUUCACAUCACAGUCAACCAAUGGGACCAAAUCACUGCGACUCGAACUGGACACAAUCAGCAUCGGAUCGCAGGGAGCAACAGGAGGUGGUGGAGCAGCAGUGCCAGAAGGCGUCGGGGGAGCGGCCAUCAUAGGAGCAGCAACGUCGGCAGCAGCUGCCCAGGGCCCCUCGAGAAUGUCUAGCCGGAAGCUGCCAGGAGGCUCUGGAGGAGCUGAAGAAACCACAGCAGCAGCUGCCCCCCUGGAUGAUAAUGCCAAUGCCAGUGUGGAGAUUCCGGCCAGCAGCGAGGAGCCAGCAAUGGGCGUCGGCGAAGAGAUGUCCAUCAUAAGCAAAACACACACCUCAACUUUGUCAGUGGAGCCCGCUGAGGAGCCAACAGUAACAGCAGAGCUGGAAGGCGAAAAAGAGCUGGAAUCGAAUCCAGUUUCCAAAACGCCUAGGUCCACGCCUACGCCAACCCUUACGCCAGCCGUCACGCCUACCGCCAGUGAUGGAGUGGCGGCCAAGAGCGUGAGGGUUACCCGGCACUCGUCGCCACUGCUUCUGAUCAGUUCGCCCACGACAAGUAGACGUGAGGUCGGCGACGGAGCGUUAGACGCCGAGGAACCAACGGGAUCGGGUGGCCAAAGGAAGAGCUCCGUGGAGCGAUCUUUGGCGCCCGUUAUACGCGGACGAAAGUCCAUCAAGGAUCUGAAAGAAGCCAAAGAAGUCAAGUCCGAGGAGGCGCCUGCCGCAGCAUCAGAGUCACGAGCUGCAAGUGGAGUGACGCCUAGCCAGGUCAAGGAACAGCAUGUCGGGGAUGGCAACGAACUGGAAUCCUUGCCAAUCACAGACAAGAAAGACCACAAAGACACAAAAGACAAGGGAGAUGAGCGGGAAACCGAUCAGGAAGCAGAGAAGGAAAAAUCAGCAGAGACAGAAAUAAUUGCAGAUACAGAAAAAUCUUCGGAGAAGGAAAAGUAUACAGAGAAGGACAAAGCUGCCGAUAAAGAUGGAGGAAAAGAAAAAGAUAUUGAUGCAAAUAAGGAUAUAGAUAAGGAGAAGGAAAAGGUCAAGGAAGCACUUCCUCCAGUGGUGCCAAUAGCACCAGUGACACCCACCUGUAACCGUGUCACACGUAAAUCUCAUGCCCAGGAGCAGGCGAUUAACACGCGGGUCACGCGCAAUCGUCGCCAGUCCUCUACAGUUGGAGCCAAUUCCACAGCGUCUUUGGUAGCUGCAUCCUCCUCAAUAACAGAGCAACCACCUCCAUCUCGCGGUCGACGGAAGAAGCCGGUGGUAGUGGCUCCUCCCUUGGAGCCUGCGGUAAAACGAAAGCGAUCCCAAGAUGUUGAAGCCGACCCAGAUACCAACAACAGCACGAAAUACAGCAAGGUGGAAGUGGUGAAGUCCGAGGAAGCUGAGGCACCAGAGGAGGACUCCACUGCCGUGCCCAUUAAGCAGGAAUCAGUUGAUGGCAACGAGGUCAGUUCUAUUUCUCCUACAGUCACGCCCAUACCCACACCUGCGCCAACGGCAGCUCCGAUCCCGGGCAGUCGACGGGGUCGUGGGCGCCCGCAGAACAGAAACUCCUCUUCACCUGCAACCACAACGCGGGCAACGCGGCUGAGCAAGGCGGGAUCACCGGGUAUCCUGACGCCAGUAGCCCAGGAACCGGCGCCACCGAAACGGCGGCGAGUCGGCUCCAGCACACGGAAGACUGCCUCGGCCAGCUCGCUGGCACCCAGCUCGCAGGGCGGCGCCGGGGAUGAGGACUCUAAGGACAGUAUGGCCUCGUCCAUGGACGACUUGCUGAUGGCCGCAGCAGAUAUCAAGCAGGAGAAGCUGACGCCCGAUUUCGAAGAUAGUUUGAUGCCAGAAAGCCUGCCCUCUACUUCUGGUGCGUCGAGUGCCAAUGGUCAUUCCUGCACCGAACCGCUUACCGUGGACACAGAAAUCAAUGUUAAGCCCGCUGAUUCCAAAGUAAAACCAAAGGAGUCACCGGCGGCAACAGUCGAGGAAUCUCCAACACAAUCCGAAACGCAAUCUACCAAGGUGUCAGCACAUGCGGGGAAGGCUCCAUCUCUUAGUCCAGAGAUGAUAAGUGAAGGCGUCAGUGCGGUCAGUGUUCGAAAGUUUUAUAAGAAGCCUGAGUUCCUGGAAAACAAUCUGGGCAUUGAAAAGGAUCCGGAGCUGGGUGAAAUCGUUCAGACGGUUAGUAACAAUGACACGGAAACAGAUGUGGAGAUGGCUGUUGACGGCGAGGUGAAUCAACCGGCAACUCCCAAGUCGCAGGAUAAAAAGAAAGAGGAGCAGGAUAAGAAAUCAGGGCCAAAGGCGGGAAAGAAGGCUUCUGCUAAAUUAGAACCUAAAGCUGAAGACAUUUCUGAAAUUCUUACUGACGUUCCUGUUGAUAUUUCGACUGAAGCAGUAGAAAUAAUAGAAGAGGCAGAGGAAGACAAUUGUUCAAAUAGCUCAAUCAAACCAGGUGAGCUCAGACUGGACGAGAGCAACGAUGAACCUGAACUGCUUCUUGAAGACGCCCUCAUAGUCAAUGGUGAUGAGACACCAGAUCAACCGGAGGAAAAGGAGGGCCAGGUGGGGUUCUUCCAUACAGGAGAAUACGACGACUUUGAGCACGAGAUUAUGGCGGAGCUGGCGAAGGAAGGGGUGCUAGAUGCCAGCGGCAAUGCAUUAAGUCAGCAAAAGGUCGAAAUUGAGCAUCCCGAGGAUGUAUCCAAAAAUGAGAUAGGAGAAGCCGAUGAAUCGGUUAAACGUAAGCCUCUUAAGGACCCGUCGGUUACGGACGAAAUGGAGGACAUGGAUGUGGAGGAAUCCUAUAUUGACAUUAAGGACCAGACAAAUCAACUGUUAGUUGAACACUUGGCAGAAGAGGCCAUGGAAGCGGACUGCGGUCCCGAGGAUAACAAGGAGAACUUGUCCACGUCUGCUUCCAGCACCGCUGCCGAUGGUCUAGAUAUUCAGUUGGCCAUCAAGGAGGAUGAUGACGAGGAAAAACCGCUUGCAGUUAUCGUUGACGAACAGAAGCCUGGGCUGCUGUUGACCAAUGACAUGAAAGUGGAUGAGAAACCAAAUGGCAAGCAGGAAUCGGUCUGUGAUGAGCACGUUCAGCUGGUGCCAAACCUUCGUCAAGAACAGGAAAUUCACUUACAAAACCUGGGUCUACUCACGCACCAGGCCGCUGAACAGAGGCGCAAGUGCCUGCUUGAGGCACAGGCCCGCCAGGCGCAAAUGCAGCUCCAGCAACAUCACCACCAUCAGCACAAGCGACAAGGAGCGCGCGGAGGAGGUAGUGCCACUCAUGUGGAAUCCAGCGGUACUCUGAAGACAGUCAUCAAGCUGAACAGGAGCAGCAACGGAGGAGUGAGCGGUAGUGGCGGCCUGCCUACUGGUACAGUUAUCCAUGGGGGCUGUGGCUCCUCUUCCGCUUCUUCCACGUCCUCCUCCUCGGUGGGCAGUGCCACACGUAAAUCAAGCGGGACCUUGGGCUCAGGAGCGGGAGCAGGAGCUGGCGUUCGCCGGCAGUCGCUUAAGAUGACAUUCCAGAAGGGUCGGGCUCGUGGUCACGGUGCUGCGGAUCGAUCCGCCGAUCAGUAUGGCGCCCACGCCGAGGACUCCUACUACACCAUUCAAAACGAGAACGAAGGUGCGAAAAAGUUUGUUGUAACUACUGGUAAUCCCGGCCGCAAGACUAAUAACCGUUUCAGCUCAACUAACAACCACCACUCGACAGUAGCCUUGCACGGUAGCAACUCUGCGCUCCAGUACUAUUCGUCCCACUCGGAAAGUCAGGGACAGGCGGACCACGGCUUCUACCAGAUGGUCAAAAAGGAUGAAAAGGAGAAGAUCCUCAUUCCGGAAAAGGCCUCCUCGUUUAAGUUUCACCCAGGGAGAUUGUGCGAAGACCAGUGCUACUACUGCAGCGGAAAGUUUGGACUCUAUGACACCCCCUGCCAUGUUGGACAAAUAAAGUCCGUGGAGCGCCAGCAGAAGAUCCUAGCCAACGAGGAGAAGCUCACUGUGGAUAACUGCUUGUGCGACGCAUGUUUUCGACACGUGGACCGCCGGGCAAAUGUGCCAUCCUACAAGAAGCGUCUUUCCGCUCCAGGUCACUUGGAAAUGGGGUCUGCGGCGGGAUCUACACUACAGAAACAGUUUGCUGGCGACAGCGGCGUCAUUACGGAAGCGGGUGGCGAAGCUGGUUCUACGGCAGCUGUGGCCGUGCAGCAACGAUCCUGUGGCGUGAAGGACUGUGUCGAAGCGGCACGACACACGCUGCGGCGCAAGUGCAUCCGCAAGAGAGUGAAGAAGUAUCAGCUCAGCCUGGAGAUUCCCGCAGGCUCGUCGAACGUAGGGCUGUGUGAGGGACAUUACAACACGGUCAUCCAAUUUUCCGGCUGCGUUCUUUGCAAGCGUAGAUUAGGCAAGAACCAUAUGUACAACAUAACCACGCAGGACACAAUUCGACUGGAAAAGGCGCUGUCUGAGAUGGGCAUCCCAGUUCAGCUUGGCAUGGGCACUGCAGUCUGCAAGCUGUGUCGCUAUUUUGCCAACCUUUUGAUAAAGCCACCGGACAGCACCAAGGCACAAAAGGCGGAAUUCGUGAAGAACUACAGAAAGAGGCUCCUCAAGGUGCAUAAUCUGCAAGAUGGCAGUCAUGAGCUGUCCGAAGCGGAUGAAGAAGAUGCACCUAAUGCAACAGAGGCAGAAAGGCCAACCUCAGACGGACACGAAGAUACCGAGAUGCCCAUGGUAGCGGACUAUGAUGGACCUACCGACUCGAACUCCAGUAGUUCUUCGACUGCAGCCCUGGACACCAGCAAACAAAUGUCCAAGCUGCAGGCCAUUCUGCAGCAAAAUGUGGGUGUGGAUGCGGCAGGAGCUGCGGGAGCAGGAGCUGUUGCAGCAAGUCCCGGAGGAAGCGGAUCUGGGGCAGAUAUCUCUAACGUAUUGCGAGGGAAUCCGAACAUUUCCAUGCGCGAACUUUUCCACGGCGAGGAAGAGCUGGGUGUGCAGUUCAAGGUGCCGUUCGGAUGCAGCAGCAGCCAGCGCACGCCGGAGGGCUGGACACGAGUGCAGACUUUCCUACAAUACGAUGAGCCGACGCGCCGCCUCUGGGAGGAGUUGCAAAAGCCGUACGGAAAUCAGAGCUCAUUUCUGCGCCACUUGAUACUAUUGGAGAAGUACUACCGAAACGGAGAUCUCGUCCUGGCACCGCAUGCCUCCUCCAAUGCCACGGUUUACACAGAGACUGUUCGCCAGCGGCUAAAUUCGUUUGAUCACGGUCACUGCGGUGGAUUUAGCAUGGCAGGCAGUCCUUCUUCUUCGGGUUCCGGCAAACGCAGUGGGGUUCCUCAACCGACGGGUGCCAGUGUGCUGGCCACCGCCCUCACAACACCCUUGACAAGCCAUUCAUCCUCCUCUGCAUCCAUUUCCUCCGAACAGCAAGCGUCGGUUGAUCCCGUCAUUCCGCUGGUAGAGCUCAAUGAUGACGAUGAAGGCGAAGAUGGGGCAGGAGGAGCGGGCGAAAGGGAGUCGACAAAUAGGCAGGAGGACACAAUCUUGGAAAGCCUUAGCACAGCCUCGGUGGACAAGCUGACUAAGCAGCUCAGCUCGAAUGCGGUGACGAUUAUCGCCCGGCCCAAAGACAAAUCCCAGCUCUCUUGCAACAGCGGAUCCUCCACGUCCAUUUCCAGCUCCUCGUCCGCUAUUUCCUCGCCGGAGGAAGUGGCCGUCACUAAGGUUACAGCAGUCGCACCAGUCCAGUCCAAGGAUGCACCGCCACUGGCGCCAGCAAGUAGCGGUGUUAGCAACAGUCGUAGUAUCCUUAAAACCAACCUCUUGGGCAUGAACAAGGCCGUGGAACUCGUGCCGUUAACGACUGCCCCCCACGUAAACAUCGCCACUGCUGCAUCUAAACAGUUCUUUACAACCUUCGAAUCACAGGCUUUCAAGCCAACUGGAUGCCAUAAGCCUGAGAAACAGCAAAAGAUUUCUGACCCUGCCAAUAAGCAGCUCGGUAGCCAGGGCGAACCGGUACCACCAAGCGCCUUGCUUGGCCUGCAGUCCAAGCUAAAGCCUCCAAUGCAACAGCAGCAGGUCGUCGGAUCAGGAGCGGGAACUAGUGGUCCUCAGAAGCCAUCUAAUGUGGCGCAACUGCUCAGCUCUCCACCAGAGCUAAUCAGCUUGCAUCGACGGCAGACUAGCGGAGCAGCAGCGGGGGCCAGCAGCUUUCUUCAGGGCAAGAGGCUUCAACUUCCACGAUCUGGAGCAGGGCCUUCAGGAGCGGGAACGGGAACAGGCGCUGGAGCAGCAGGAAGCCGCAGUGCGGGUGGACCACCACCGCCCAAUGUGGUCAUACUGCCGGACGCCUUAACCGCCCAGGAGCGACACGAGAGCAAGAGCUGGAAGCCAACGCUGAUACCGCUGGAGGAUCAGCACAAGGUGCCGAACAAGUCACACGCUCUUUAUCAAACCGCCGACGGUCGAAGGUUGCCCGCUCUGGUGCAAGUGCAGUCAGGUGGCAAGCCAUACCUCAUCUCUAUCUUCGACUACAACCGCAUGUGCAUCUUGCGAAGGGAAAAGCUGAUGCGGGACCAGUUGCUCAAGAGUAACGCCAAGCCAAAGCCGCAGAACCAGCAACAGCAGCAGGGCCAAACGCACCAGCAGCAGCAGAACUCCGCCGCAUCGGCGGCUGCCUUCUCCAACAUGGUGAAGUUGGCCCAGCAACACACGGCGCGACAGCAGCUUCAGCAGCUGCAACAGAAGCCACAGCAGCAGCAACAAUUGCCCACUUUGCAGCCAGGUGGAGUGCGACUGGCCCGGAUGACGCAAAAACUACUGAUGCCACCACUUACUAAUCCGCAGAUUGGCAGUCAGGCACCCAACUUGCAGCCGUUGCUGUCCAGUACGCUGGAUAACAGCAACAGCUGCUGGCUGUGGAAAAACUUUCCUGAUCCCAACCAGUAUCUGCUGAAUGGAAACGGAGGGGGUGCCGGGGGCUCCUCCAGCAAGUUGCCACAUCUCACGGCCAAACCAGCCACGGCAACCAGUAGCUCCGGAGCGGCCAACAAAUCAGCAGGAAGCCUAUUUACCCUCAAACAGCAGCAGCACCAGCAGAAACUCAUCGACAACGCUAUCAUGUCAAAGAUACCCAAAAGUUUGACAGUAAUACCGCAGCAGAUGGGUGGAAAUACCGGUGGCGAUAUGGGGGGCAGCAGCUCCCCGGCAAGGACUGAUGACGGCGAAGGAGGGCGCCAUGGUCAUUAGCCGUAGCGCCGGUGGUAACCCGGCGAAGUAGUAGGAUCAACAAGCAGGCGACGAGCAGCUUCAGCGGCGAUCUUCAGAACAAGAGGUGACCAGCGGCGGCUCCAUGGAUAUCACAAACUCCACAAUUCCAUGGCUGCAGUAGAAUAAGUGAUAAACUAAAAAAAACAUUGGACGGACAGACAAGAAACAGAUGAGAAACCAAGAUAAUUCUUAGAUUACAUAACGUUGUUUGUGUAUAAACGAGAUAUGGUUACGAAUACGAUUACAAUAUAAGUACGCACUAGUUAGGCACUCUAGCCGAUACGACAGAUGCAUGAUGGAGCAGAUGAAGUUCCCGAUGCGAAUGCGAUUUAGGAUACGGAUAUGGAUAGUUAGGGAUACCAAUGCACCUUACUCUAAACUAUGCUACUCUAUAAUUUUAGUCUUAAAGUAUAUUUUUUUAAUUAGAUUUACGGGCAUAUAAACUUGCGAUUCGUGUAUUAUAGAUACCAAAAUUGCUACAGAUAAACGGUUUAUAGAUUUAUAAGCGAAUUCGAUACACACACACACACAUCAACUGCUACACCAAAACACACACACACAAAGUAAUUUAAGAGAGAAUGCAGCACAAAAAGAAUUUUGGCCAAGAUUAUAAUCCAACCUUAGGCUGCUGCUGAACUGAAAGGGAAGACAGGAUCCCGCAGCCCCAGUUUUGCAUGAGUCCUAAUCAUGCCAGGAGCUUUUCCACCACACACACACUAUGCCACGUAGCACAUAACAAUCCAAUCCUGCGUAUUGAACGUUUCUUUUGAUGCAGAUCCCUAAUUUAUAAACAUUUUGUAUUUCCAUUUAUACAGCCAAUUCACAAGUUACUCCAAGCCCAGCCUCAGUUACUGACAGAUCAAGAUAAUUAUACGGACCUAAAGUUAAUUCCAAAACUGUAAAUAUUUUAUGGAAUGGACAGAUAAAUACAAGAACUAUAAAAUACAAACUAAAACGCUAAUUCAACCCUGCAAAUCUUAAUUAAAAGCUUAAGAAGAAACGCGAUUGUGAGCCACAAGCAAUCAAAUUGAUCGAUGUUCUCGGUGCCUCUGGUGGCCUAAGUUCCAUUCCAAGGAAUUCUAAAAUCGUAGCUGCCUAAAGCAAAGCAAGAUCGUUGGUAGUGAAGUGAAAUUAAUUUGCUUAUUUUUAAUGACAAAUUGGAAAGCUUUCUCGACAUAUAUACCAAUAAAACAUAUACUUAACACCCAGCAUAGACAAAUGCAUAUAUAUAUAUAUAUAUAUAUAUCUAUCUACAAAUAUGGAUUUAUAUACACACGAUAUACUAUUUAGAUAUUUUAGAGAGACGACGAGAGAUACAAAUGUAAAUUAGUUUGUUAAGCAUAGAUAUAUUUAUACACAUAUGAGAAUUCAAUUGUUGUUGUUAAACAUUGAAAAUGUAUUUAAAAAUCAGGAGUUGAUUGAUAUCAUGCAAACCAAACAAGAAACGUGAACGGAAACAAACUUUGGCAAGCCGAAGUUUAUAUACCCUUGCAGAAAUUUGGAAAUGUGCUUCCGGUCCUUCGGUUGUAAGCAAGUAAAACCCUGAAAAUAUACAUAUACAUAGAUCGAUGGUGAUCUAUUGUUUCAAGAUGAUACCUCUUAGCACUUAAAAGUUACUUCAGCUGUACAGUCUUCCCUGUUGGGCAAAACUCAUAUGAUCUCCCAAUAACACUUAUAAACGACCACUUAUCAUUAAAAGCUGUAGGCUUAAUAUACUUGUCCGAUGUAAACAAAUUGGCUUCAAAUUCAUUGCUUUGAAUAUGGCAGCCUCAUACAUUCACACAUUACGUAAGAAUAGCAAAUCAGUGGAAUGAUUAUUUAUUGGUUUCAUAAAGCCUCUGCAGGGGUAUAACAAAUGGAAUGCUUAAGUCCUACGUCGUUGCACUGGUGCGGAUGCGAAUCGGAGCUGAAAGAGGAAGGGAGCAGUUCGCAGGACUAGCUUCUGAUGACCAUGAUGAACUUAGAUUGCCUUGAUCGAACCUGGUUUUGUAAAGCGGCAUGGAAAUCGUGUGCCUGUGGGUGAAUGUAGUGUGUUUGUGCUGUGUUUAUGUAGUACUUUGUAGCUGAUAGAUCAUUCGAUCCAAACACAUCUUAAAAUUACAACUUAUUUAUGCAAUUAUUUUUAAAGGAUUACCAAGAAUCAAAAUUUCAACGAAUCAUAAAUAAAAAAAAACCCAUGUCCAGCUCAGAA